AUGGCUGCCAUCGGCAAUAUAGAGCCAUUCGACGAAGCAAACGGUUCGUGGGACGUCUACUCAGAGCGCCUGACAGCGUACCUGAGCGCAAACUCCAUUGAUGAAGACAAGCAAUAUUUGGGUUUACCCAGUAGUGGAAGGGCUGAACUGAAAAUGGAACUUGACACAGGCUCAGCUUACUCAAUAAUCUCUCUCGAAGAAUACAAGAAGAGAUUUGCCAAGAUACCAAUGAACACAACGGAGGUGAUUUUGAAGACCUACACUCAGGAACCGGUGAGACCCGAAGGGACACUAAAUGUAGCAGUACAGUACAAUGGAGUCCACUAUAACCUAAAGUUGUUCGUCCCUCAAAGGAUCAGGGCCAGCUCUGUUCGGACGGUCAUGGUUACACAAGAUACAAUUGACUGGCCAGCUAUACGUCAAAUUAGGAAAGUUCCUAAAGAAGCUAAGGAGAAGUUACAAGACAUUUUGCAGGAUCAUGCAGAGGUUUUCAAGAAUGAACUAGGUACAUUAAAGAAUGUAAAAGCGAGGAUUGAGGUAGAAGAAGAUACCACUCCAAAGUAUGUGAAGGCACGACCAGUGCCAUACUCUUUGCGCCAAAAGGUUGAUGAUGAGAUUGACAGACUGGUGAAAGAGAACAUCUUAGAACCGAUAGACUGCAGCGAGUGGGCAACGCCAAUAGUACCUGUGGUGAAGAAAAACGGAUCAGUUCGUCUUUGUGGAGAUUUCAAAGUGACUCUCAAUCCAGUGUUAAAGCGAGUAGAAUACCCGCUACCUCGAAUAGAAGAUUUAUUAGCAAAUCUGUCAGGGGGCCAGGAGUUCACAAAGUUGGGAUCUCUCCAAUGCAUAUCAACAAAUGUUGGUAGACGACGAAUCAAGAAGGUUACUCAUGAUAAGGUGAAUGCUGUAUUGAAUGCACCAGCACCAGAAAAUGUCUCACAGUUGCGCAGUUUUCUAGGACUGUUGAACUAUUAUAACAGAUUUCUACCAAAUCUGUCUAUGGUCAUUAGACCAUUGAACAGGCUUCUAGAGAAAGGAACAGAAUGGGAGUGGUCGGAGAGCGCAGACACAGCUUUCAAGAAGGCGAAGACCUUGUUAUUAUCUGCGGAUGUACUGGUACAUUACAACCCAGAUCUACCUGUCACAUUGGCUUGUGAUGCCUCACCUUACGGAGUUGGUGCUGUGUUGUCUCACAUCACAAACCAUGGAGAGAAGCCCAUUGCCUUCAUCUCUAGAACAUUGACUAAAACUGAACAAAACUAUGCACAAAUUGACAAGGAAUCACUGGCAAUAGUGUUUGGUGUGCGGAAGUUCUCUCAGUACUUGAUCGGCAAGAAGUUCACAUUGAUUACUGACCAUCAGCCAUUGGUGAAAAUCUUGGGACCAAAGACAGCGAUUCCUCCACUGGCGGCAGCAAGAUUCCAGCGGUGGGCAAUGAUGUUGUCAGCUUACGACUACAACAUCGUAUACAGAAACUCCAAGAACAAUGCGAAUGCAGAUGGACUUUCUCGAUUGCCGAUACCAGAGCAAGUACCUCGCAAUGUCAUGGAUGCUGCUGCAGUAUUCAACAUGUCACAGUUGGAAAGUUUACCAGUGAAAUCAGCGCAGGUUGCAAGCGAAACCAAGAAGGAUAACGACUUAUCCUUGGCCAUGGAUUACACGCUGACUGGAUGGACGAAGCCUGAAGUGCAGUCUCUGCAACCUUUCUACAUUAGACGUAAUGAGCUGACAGUACAAGGAGGAUGCCUCAUGUGGGGUAUGAGAGUAAUCAUACCUGCAAACCUCAGACCUGUAGUUCUCAAUGAACUGCACAUAGGGCACCCAGGAAUUGUGAAGAUGAAGGCGUUGGCACGCAGUUAUGUGUGGUGGCCAAAUUUGAAUGAACAAAUUGAACAAACAGUGAAGUCGUGUGCAGAGUGCAUGAAGUGUCAGAACCAGCCCUCACCUGCACCCCUACACCCUUGGCGUUAUCCGGAUGGGCCAUGGCAUAGGAUCCAUGUAGACUUUGCGGGACCAUUCAUGGGAAAGAUGUUCUUUGUAGUGGUUGAUGCUUAUAGCAAGUGGCCGGAAGUGGUUGUGAUGAAUUCAACGACAUCUGAGAAAACCAUUGAUGUGCUUCGCAGUGUGUUUAGUAGACAUGGUCUACCACAGCAACUAGUGAGUGAUAAUGGCCCACAGUUUGUGUCAUCAGAAUUUCAGCAAUUUAUGGCCAGGAAUGGUGUUCAACACAUAACAUCCUCACCUUACCACCCAGAAACUAACGGUUUGGCAGAGAGGUUUGUGCAAACUCUAAAACAGAGUCUACGAGAAAGUGUGAGCAAUUCGAACGCACCUUUGCAGCAGCAGUUAUCAGUGUUUCUAAUGAGAUAUAGAAACACACCACACUCGACAACUAAAGAGGCUCCUGCAGUCUUGCUCAUAGGGAGAAGACUGAGAUCACGCCUUGAUUUACUGAAACCAAACAUUGCCAUGACAGUGGCGGAGGCUCAAGAGAAACAGAUACAGGAACGAGGUGCAGGGAAAGUACGAACAGACACAUUUGAGCCAAAUCAACCUGUCCUUGCUAGGAACUACAGGGAAGGUGCUAAGUGGGUACCAGGGACAGUAGUUGACAAGUCAGGGCCAGUGUCAUACAAAGUACAAGUUAAUCCAGGAUCGGUUUGGAGGCGUCAUACCGAUCAACUACUGCCAUGUUCAAAUCCUGUGAUGGCUGGUGAUGUAAGUGCUAGUUCUAUCAACCUUGAACAGACAGCAGAGUUACCAGAGUGUGCAAAUCCUGUUAUAACUUCUGAAACAGACACAGACAGUGACAAACAGAUUCCAGCACAGGAGCGACGUUAUCCAGUUCGUGAAAGACGACCACCGAACAGACUGGAUUUGUGA
This is a messenger RNA of Haliotis rubra (blacklip abalone), 2883 nucleotides long. RefSeq lists its product as uncharacterized. Gene Ontology annotation, molecular function: nucleic acid binding. The transcript is spliced from 3 exons. The record is from RefSeq and is a predicted model, not a curated record. Bases 1 to 2883 code for a protein of 960 amino acids. Lineage: Eukaryota; Metazoa; Mollusca; Gastropoda; Lepetellida; Haliotidae. Gene Ontology annotation, biological process: DNA integration.